GCAGAAGGAGUCUCUUCCUGUGGCUACCACCUCCGCAGGCCCGUGUUAUUUUACCAAGAAAAUGGUUUGCACGACUUUGAACAUAUACUAUCCAUGCUGAUGGGACAGGAUCCAAUAUGAAUAUAAAUGAUGGAGGAAGACGACGCUUUGAAGAUAAUGAACAUACAUUACGGAUCUAUCCUGGGACUAUUUCAGAAGGGACAAUCUACUGUCCUAUUCCUGCCAGAAAAAACUCCACAGCUGCUGAGGUGAUUGAGUCUCUUAUAAACAAACUUCAUCUUGACAAAACAAAAUGUUAUGUUCUAGCGGAGGUAAAGGAAUUUGGUGGAGAAGAAUGGAUUCUCAAUCCAACAGACUGUCCAGUUCAGCGAAUGAUGUUGUGGCCCCGAAUGGCUCUGGAAAAUCGCUUAAGUGGAGAGGACUACCGCUUUCUUCUGAGAGAGAAAAACCUUGAUGGAUCGAUCCAUUAUGGUAGCCUGCAGUCAUGGCUACGGGUAACAGAAGAACGUCGCAGGAUGAUGGAACGGGGUUUUCUUCCACAGCCUCAACAGAAAGACUUUGAUGACUUAUGUAGUUUACCUGAUUUGAAUGAGAAAACUCUCUUAGAAAACCUACGAAAUCGCUUUAAGCAUGAAAAAAUUUAUACCUAUGUUGGCAGUAUUCUAAUAGUUAUUAACCCAUUCAAGUUUCUUCCUAUUUAUAACCCCAAAUAUGUCAAAAUGUAUGAUAACCACCAACUGGGAAAACUUGAGCCCCACAUUUAUGCUGUGGCUGAUGUAGCUUAUCAUGCCAUGCUUCAGCGCAAAAAGAAUCAGUGCAUCGUGAUUUCGGGAGAGAGUGGUUCUGGGAAGACUCAAAGCACAAACUUUCUUAUUCACCACCUUACCGCUCUCAGUCAGAAAGGAUUUGUCAGUGGAGUAGAACAGAUUAUUCUUGGAGCUGGACCAGUACUUGAGGCCUUUGGAAAUGCAAAGACGGCUCAUAAUAACAAUUCAAGUCGUUUUGGGAAGUUUAUUCAAGUAAAUUACCAGGAAACAGGCACUGUACUUGGUGCCUAUGUUGAAAAAUAUCUACUGGAGAAGUCCAGACUCGUUUAUCAAGAGCAUAAUGAACGGAACUAUCAUGUAUUCUAUUACCUCUUGGCAGGAGCAAGUGAAGACGAGAGAUCAGCAUUCCAUCUUAAGCAACCAGAGGAAUAUCAUUAUCUCAAUCAGAUAACAAAGAAACCCCUCAGACAGAGCUGGGAUGAUUAUUGCUAUGACUCUGAGCCGGAUUGCUUCAUGGUGGAAGGAGAGGAUUUGAGACAUGAUUUUGAGCGCCUACAACUUGCCAUGGAAAUGGUAGGAUUUCUUCCCAAGACACGAAGACAGAUUUUCUCUCUUCUCUCAGCCAUACUACAUUUGGGUAAUAUCUGUUAUAAAAAGAAGACAUACCGGGAUGACUCCAUUGAUAUCUGUAAUCCUGAAGUUCUGCCUAUUGUCUCAGAAUUAUUAGAAGUUAAAGAAGAGAUGCUAUUUGAAGCACUAGUUACAAGGAAGACGGUGACAGUGGGAGAAAAGCUUAUUUUGCCAUACAAGUUGGCAGAGGCUGUGACAGUGAGGAACUCCAUGGCUAAGUCUCUAUAUAGUGCCCUGUUUGACUGGAUAGUUUUUCGAAUUAAUCAUGCACUUCUGAAUAGUAAAGAUUUAGAGCAUAAUACUAAGACAUUGUCCAUUGGUGUUCUUGAUAUUUUUGGGUUUGAAGAUUAUGAAAAUAACAGCUUUGAACAGUUCUGUAUUAAUUUUGCUAAUGAACGUUUACAGCACUACUUUAAUCAGCAUAUCUUUAAAUUGGAACAAGAGGAAUAUAGAACUGAAGGUAUCAGCUGGCACAACAUAGAUUACAUUGAUAAUACCUGCUGUAUAAAUCUUAUUAGCAAAAAACCAACAGGACUGCUUCAUCUUUUGGAUGAAGAAAGCAACUUUCCACAGGCUACAAAUCAAACAUUGCUAGACAAGUUUAAGCAUCAACAUGAAGAUAACUCUUACAUCGAAUUUCCAGCCGUGAUGGAGCCUGCUUUCAUUAUAAAACAUUAUGCUGGAAAAGUAAAAUAUGGGGUAAAGGAUUUCCGGGAAAAAAAUACAGAUCAUAUGCGCCCAGACAUUGUAGCUCUUCUGAGAAGCAGCAAGAAUGCAUUUAUCUCUGGGAUGAUUGGAAUUGAUCCUGUAGCUGUUUUCCGAUGGGCAAUUCUCCGAGCUUUUUUCAGAGCCAUGGUUGCUUUCAGGGAAGCUGGGAAAAGACACAUUCACAGAAAAGCUGGACAUGAUGAUACAGCGCCAUGUGCAAUUUUGAAAAGUAUGGAUAGUUUUAGCUUUCUCCAACACCCAGUCCACCAGAGGAGCUUAGAGAUUCUGCAGAGAUGCAAGGAAGAGAAGUACAGUAUAACCCGGAAAAAUCCCAGAACACCUCUUUCUGAUCUCCAGGGCAUGAAUGCUCUAAAUGAAAAAAACCAACAUGAUACAUUUGAUAUUGCCUGGAAUGGCAGAACUGGGAUUCGCCAGAGCAGACUAUCAAGUAGCACCUCCUUGCUUGAUAAAGAUGGAAUAUUUGCUAAUUCAACUAGCAGCAAACUCCUGGAGAGAGCCCAUGGAAUUCUCACGAGAAACAAAAAUUUCAAACCCAAGCCUGCCCUUCCAAAGCACUUGCUAGAAGUAAAUUCUUUAAAGCACCUGACAAGACUGACACUACAAGAUCGCAUUACCAAGUCUCUUCUUCAUUUACACAAGAAGAAAAAACCUCCCAGCAUCAGUGCCCAGUUUCAGACAUCAUUAAGCAAGCUAAUGGAAACACUUGGUCAAGCAGAACCAUAUUUUGUAAAAUGCAUCCGCUCUAAUGCUGAAAAGCUGCCCUUAAGGUUCAAUGAUGCCUUGGUACUUAGACAGCUUCGAUACACUGGAAUGCUGGAAACAGUUCGAAUUCGCCAAUCAGGAUACAGCUCCAAAUAUUCUUUCCAGGAUUUUGUGAGCCACUUCCAUGUACUUCUUCCCCGAAAUAUUAUUCCAUCCAAAUUUAACAUUCAGGAUUUCUUCAGGAAAAUAAAUCUUAAUCCAGAUAAUUAUCAAGUUGGAAAAACCAUGGUCUUUCUAAAGGAGCAGGAACGACAGCACUUACAAGAUCUGCUUCAUCAAGAGGUGCUCCGCAGAAUCAUAUUGUUGCAGCGAUGGUUCAGGGUCUUGCUGUGUAGGCAGCAUUUCCUCCAUCUGAGACAAGCAUCUGUUAUUAUCCAGAGAUUCUGGAGGAAUUACCUAAAUCGGAAGCAAGUCAGAGAUGCAGCUGUGCAGAAGGAUGCUUUUGUUAUGGCUAGUGCAGCUGCUCUUCUCCAAGCUUCCUGGCGUGCUCACUUAGAGAGGCAGCGGUACUUGGAGCUACGGGCUGCAGCCAUCGUUAUCCAGCAGAAAUGGAGAGAUCACUAUAGGCGCAGGCACAUGGCUGCUAUUUGCAUACAAGCAAGAUGGAAAGCCUACAGGGAAAGUAAAAGGUACCAAGAACAAAGGAAAAAAAUUAUCCUUUUGCAAUCAACAUGUAGAGGAUUCAGAGCAAGACAAAGAUUUAAAGCUUUAAAAGAACAAAGGCUAAGAGAAACAAAACCAGAACUUGGAUUGGUGAAUAUUAAAGGAUAUGGAUCUCUGGAAAUUCAGGGUUCAGACCCUUCAGAAUGGGAGGAUUGUUCUUUUGACAACAGAGUAAAAGCCAUAGAGGAAUGUAAAUCUGUAACAGAGAGUAAUCGAAUUAGCCAUGAAAGUUCGGUGGACUGCUUGAAGGAGUCACCAAACAAGCAGCAGGAGAGAGCCCAAAGCCGGAGUGGUGUGGACUUGCAGGAAGAUGUGCUUGUAAGAGACAGACCCAGAUCCUUGGAGGAUCUCCAUCAGAAAAAAGUAGGCCGGGCUAAAAGAGAAAGUAGGAGAAUGAGAGAACUAGAGCAAGCUAUAUUUAGCUUAGAAUUGCUGAAAGUUCGUUCUCUUGGUGGUGUUUCUCCUUCAGAGGAUCGCAGAUGGUCUACAGAAUUGGUGCCUGAAGGCCUUCAAUCUCCACGGGGUACACCUGAUAGUGAGAGCUCUCAAGGAAGCUUGGAACUUCUGAGCUCUGAGGAAAGCCAAAAGAGCAAACUAGAAUCUGUAAUUUCAGAUGAAGGAGACUUGCUGUUUCCAUCACCUAAGAUAUCCAGCAGUCCAAAAUUUGAUUCACGAGACAAUGCCCUCAGUGCCUCAAAUGAGACUAGCUAUGCAGAGCAUUUGAAGGAUGGAACUAUGAAGGAAAAGGUGGUCUGCAGUUCUGAGUCUGUUACCUGUAAACCACAGCUGAAAGACUCCUUCAUUUCAAAUAGUCUGCCUACUUUUUUUUAUAUCCCCCAACAAGACCCACUGAAAACAAAUUCCCAACUAGACACAAGUAUCCAAAGAAACAAACUAUUGGGAAAUGAAGACACACCAGGGGAAGCUCUUACUUUGGAUAUCAACAGGGAAACUAGAAGGUAUCACUGCUCAGGAGAAGAUCAAAUUGUUCCUCCUUUGAAUAUAGAGUCUUCUAAUCCUAUACUUAAGAAGUUAGAAAAGCUAAACACUGAGAAGGAAGAAAGGCAAAAGCAGUUGCAGCAACAGAAUGAAAAAGAGAUGAUGGAACAGAUUCGCCAGCAAACAGAUAUUUUAGAGAAGGAGCGCAAAGCGUUCAAGACAACUGAAAAGCCAAGAAUUGGAGAGUGUUUGGUGGCACCAUCUUCCUAUCAGUCAAAGCAGAGAGUAGAGAGGCCAUCCUCUCUCCUCAGCUUAAAUACCUCAAAUAAGGGAGAACUUAACGUACUGGGGUCCCUAUCAGUAAAAGAUGCAGCUCUUGCCCAGAAAGACAGCUCCUCUGCUCGCUUACCCCCAAAGGAUAGACCUGUCACCGUGUUCUUUGAAAGAAAAGGAAGUCCAUGCCAAUCUAGUACUGUUAAGGAAUUAUCCAAGACAGACAGAAUGGGUGCCCAGCUGAAUGUAGCCUGUAAACUCUCUAAUAAUCGCAUUUCAAAAAGAGAACACUUUAGGCCAACUCAGUCUUAUAGCCACAAUUCUGAUGACCUUUCCAGAGAGGGAAAUACUAGGCCCAUUUUCUUCACUCCAAAGGACAAUAUGAAUAUUCCCCUUGUCAGCAAAGAAGCCUUAAACAGUAAAAAUCCUCAACUCCGUAAAGAAGAUGAACCAGCAUGGAAACCUGUGAAGUUAGCUGGGCCAGGCCAAAGAGAGGUUGCCAGACCGGCCCAUAAAAAGAAAGCUCGAAUGGCGCGGACGCGCUCCGAUUUCUUGACUAGAGGUACUUUUGCCGAUGGGGAGGGGGAUACAGAGGAAGAUGAUUACGAUGACAUUAUUGAGCCCCUUCUCUCCCUUGACCAAGCUUCUCAUUGUGAGCUAGGGCCUACACCCAGCCUGGAUCAGGCCUCUCACAGUGACUCCGAAAUGGUAAUUUUACAGCAAUAUAAGAAAAAUAAUAUUCUAAUUUCCAUUUUUACCUUUAUUUCUUUAAACAGACCUCAGAGAGCUAAGAUGAGAUUCUGGGCCAAAGGGAAACAAGGGGAGAAGAAGACGACUAGAGUGAAGCCUACUACCCAGUCAGAGGUUUCGCCAGUCUUCACAGGCGCAGAUGUGAUUCCAGCUCAUCAGUUUCCAGAUGAAUUAGCUCAAUAUCACCCAACACCUCCUUUGAGCCCAGAACUGUCUGGCAGUUGCCGGAAGGAGUUCAAAGAGAACAAAGAACCUUCUCCAAAGGCUAAGCGCAAGCGAAGUGUGAAGAUUAGCAACGUGGCUUUGGAUUCUAUGCAUUGGCAAAAUGACUCUGUCCAGAUCAUAGCAAGUGUCAGUGAUUUAAAAAGCAUGGAUGAAUUUCUUCUGAAAAAGAUGAAUGACCUAGAUAAUGAAGACAGCAAGAAGGAUACACUAGUGGAUGUUGUAUUUAAAAAAGCCCUGAAGGAAUUUCGGCAGAAUAUCUUCAGCUUUUAUUCAUCUGCAUUGGCGAUGGAUGAUGGGAAAAGCAUACGGUAUAAAGACCUCUAUGCACUAUUUGAACAGAUUCUGGAAAAGACAAUGAGGCUGGAGCAGCGGGAUUCACUGGGUGAAUCUCCAGUGAGAGUUUGGGUCAACACUUUUAAAGUGUUUUUAGAUGAAUAUAUGAAUGAAUUCAAGACUUCAGAUUACACGGCUACAAAGGUGCCAAAAACAGAAAGAAAGAAAAGAAGGAAAAAAGAAACGGAUUUGGUGGAAGAACACAAUGGUCACAUCUUUAAAGCCACCCAAUAUAGCAUCCCUACAUACUGUGAAUACUGUUCUUCUUUGAUAUGGAUAAUGGACCGAGCCUCUGUUUGCAAAUUAUGCAAGUAUGCUUGCCAUAAGAAAUGCUGUCUGAAAACCACAGCCAAGUGCUCUAAAAAGUAUGAUCCAGAGCUAUCAUCUCGACAAUUUGGAGUUGAACUGUCCCGUUUGACCAGCGAAGACCGAACUGUUCCUUUAGUGGUGGAAAAGCUCAUAAACUACAUUGAAAUGCAUGGACUGUAUACAGAAGGUAUUUAUCGAAAGUCUGGUUCGACUAAUAAAAUCAAGGAGCUUCGACAGGGUCUAGAUACAGAUGCUGAGAAUGUAAAUCUAGAUGACUAUAACAUACACGUCAUUGCAAGUGUAUUCAAACAAUGGCUUCGAGAUUUGCCCAAUCCUCUCAUGACCUUUGAACUCUAUGAGGAAUUUCUUCGAGCUAUGGGCCUUCAGGAGAGGAAGGAGACAAUCCGUGGUGUAUACUCUGUGAUUGAUCAACUCUCCCGAACUCAUCUCAAUACACUGGAACGCCUCAUCUUUCAUCUAGUCAGGAUUGCUCUACAGGAAGACACUAAUCGAAUGUCUGCUAAUGCUUUGGCCAUUGUGUUUGCGCCCUGCAUUCUCCGCUGCCCUGACACCACUGACCCACUACAAAGCGUACAGGACAUCAGUAAGACUACCACUUGUGUGGAGCUAAUCGUUGUGGAACAAAUGAAUAAAUACAAGGCUCGUCUCAAAGAUAUCAGUAGCUUGGAAUUUGCUGAGAAUAAGGCAAAGACCAGGUUGUCACUGAUUCGUAGAUCAAUGGGAAAGGGGCGUAUUCGUCGAGGAAACUAUCCAGGUCCAUCGUCUCCUGUUGUAGUUCGGUUGCCUUCUGUAUCUGAUGUCUCAGAGGAGACCUUGACUAGUGAGGCAGCCAUGGAGACUGACAUCACAGAACAGCAGCAAGCAGCUAUGCAGCAGGAGGAGAGAGUACUGACUGAGCAGAUUGAGAACCUACAGAAGGAGAAGGAGGAGCUGACAUUUGAGAUGCUUGUACUGGAACCCCGUGCCUCUGAUGAUGAAACUCUUGAGUCUGAGGCCUCCAUUGGGACUGCUGAUAGCUCAGAAAAUUUGAAUAUGGAGUCUGAAUGUGCUAUCUCUGAGAAAUCAGAGAGAAGCUUAGCCCUUAGCUCCCUGAAGACAGCUGGCAAGUCUGAACCUUCCAGCAAGUUGCGAAAGCAGCUUAAAAAGCAGCAAGACUCUUUAGAUGUAGUGGACUCUUCAGUCUCCUCUUUAUGUCUGUCUAACACGGCAUCGUCUCAUGGGACCAGAAAACUAUUUCAGAUUUAUUCCAAAUCUCCAUUCUACCGAGCUGCCUCAGCUAAUGAGGCCCUGGGAAUGGAAGGACCAUUGGGCCAGACCAAAUCCCUGGAAGACAGGCCUCAGUUCAUCAGCAGAGGAACCUUCAACCCAGAAAAGGGCAAACAAAAAUUAAAGAAUGUGAAAAACUCACCUCAGAAAACCAAAGAGACCCCAGAGGGAACAGUCAUGUCUGGCCGCAGAAAAACUGUGGACCCAGACUGCACCUCCAACCAACAGCUAGCACUCUUUGGAAAUAAUGAAUUUAUGGUCUGAACCAGCAGAUGUGUGUCCCUCCGUGGCUACAGAGUGGUAAACACAUCUCACCUUUGGGGCUGCGUUUCAUCACCUCGUCCACAAUAGUCCAUCCUAAUUGUGGUCCUGCCUCUUUUCUAAGCAUAUGGCUAAGACUGUAUGUGCUGAAUUCCUGGGCCUCCUGCAGAAGCAGAAAGCCUGCUGGGGAUGGUGCCAGCUGUGCCUUGGCUGCUGUAUUUGAAUUGAGAUUUUACUAAACAAAGCCACCUAGGGCCUGGGGAUUUGGGUCAGUUAUAGUUGCCUCUCCCCCACCCUCUUUUCCCUUCCCAAAGGUGGGUGUUGAACUAGGGGGGAUAUUGCUGACCUGAGGGACCCUCUCAUUUCUGACAUUUGAAGAAAACGUAUAAAUCUUUCUUAACUAUGAAAGCAAAAGCCUUUGGGUUUAUUUUGGGAUAGUUAGGAGCUGGGGUAGAAUAUAAUUUUUUUCCAAAAACUUAUAAACAAAAAGCCUAAUCCCUCUAUUUUAAGAUUUCUGAAAAAACACUCCAUGUUAUAUUCUGGGGAAAGCAAAAA
This is a messenger RNA of Mandrillus leucophaeus (drill), 8483 nucleotides long. It is a transcript of the gene MYO9A, whose product is annotated as myosin IXA. The record is from RefSeq and is a predicted model, not a curated record. Gene Ontology annotation, biological process: positive regulation of GTPase activity; intracellular signal transduction. The transcript has 42 exons. Gene Ontology annotation, cellular component: myosin complex. Bases 117 to 7931 code for a protein of 2604 amino acids. Lineage: Eukaryota; Metazoa; Chordata; Mammalia; Primates; Cercopithecidae. Gene Ontology annotation, molecular function: ATP binding; protein binding; microfilament motor activity.